Molecule: messenger RNA, 1200 nt
Organism: Aspergillus niger
Lineage: Eukaryota; Fungi; Ascomycota; Eurotiomycetes; Eurotiales; Aspergillaceae
Exons: 4
Coding region: 1-1200 (399 amino acids)
Molecular function (GO): oxidoreductase activity
Source: RefSeq, a predicted model, not a curated record
AUGGUUGCCUCCACUCUUCCCCAGCAGGCCGAUAUUGAAUACAUGCCUGAUCAUGACAAGUAUCUGGCGCGUAGCAAGCGCAGACAGGAUACUGAACAGCUGGCUAUGCAUCUUCCCGAGGGCUUCCCUGCACGGCUGUCAGGGGACCUAGUUUGGGAUGCCAAAACUGCUGGUAGAUAUGACUGGAACUAUAAACUCAGCACUGAGGAUAUUCGUGAAAUUGAGGCGGCUCUCAGAUACUUCCAGUCCUUAGGAAAACCAAUCGGCGAACUCUGCCCCGAUACGUUCCCUCUACCUAAAUUGCAUCCUAAAUUGCGCGAUAUCUCUAGGCAGGUUCAUCAAGGCUACGGCUUCAAAGUUAUUCGGGGUCUGCCCGUCGAUGAAUACACUCGCGAAGAGAACGUUAUAAUCUAUACUGGUCUAUCAUCACAUGUCGCCCCUAUCCGCGGCCGCCAGGAUAGUAAGUGGCAAGGAAGGCCAGCCGAUGUUAUGAUUGCCCAUGUCAAGGAUCUGAGUCAAUCAUGCAACUCCAAGGACAUUCCUGGUCCGGUGGUGACCGCCGACAAGCAAGUGUUCCACACGGAUGCUGGGGAUGUCAUUGCCCUAUUUUGUCUCAAUGAGGGUGCGUGGGGUGGUGAGAGCUAUCUCGCCAGUACUUGCCACGUGUACAAUGUCCUAGCUGCUACACGCCCAGAUCUAAUCAAGACGCUGUCCGAGCCUUGGCCUUUCGAUGACUUUGCGCCAACCGGUGAUGUAUACAAGCUACGGCCGCUUCUCUAUUACCAGCCUGCUACCGAGAGAGGGCCCGAGAGACUGAUGAUCCAAUAUUCGCGGCGGAACUUGACAGGCUACAUGGACUGCAAGCGCUCAGCCAACAUACCGCCACUCACUGAGGCUCAGGCAGAGGCCCUUGAUGCGAUCCAUUUUACCGCUGAGGCCCACGCUGUUUCUCUGGAUUUCCGCAAAGGCGACAUUCAGUUUGCCAACAACUUGAGCAUACUACACGCCAGGGGUGCCUUCACCGACUCCAGUGAGAAACAGAGGCACCUCUUGCGGCUUUGGCUGCGUGACCCGGAAUAUGAGUGGGAAAAGCCCUCUGAGUUGAAGGAGCGAUUUGAUCGAGUUUAUGACGGCGUAACGGUUGAAAACUCGGUCUAUCCGCUGGAAGCUACCAUACGUAGUAACAACGUGGCUACAUAG